Messenger RNA from Mollisia scopiformis, 1203 nucleotides. RefSeq lists its product as uncharacterized. The record is from RefSeq and is a predicted model, not a curated record. The transcript has 2 exons. Bases 1 to 1203 code for a protein of 400 amino acids. Lineage: Eukaryota; Fungi; Ascomycota; Leotiomycetes; Helotiales; Mollisiaceae.
AUGGCAGACGAAGAGCUGACCGACGACUACGUCGCAAAACUCCUCGCGAAGGAUGCGAAGGAAAGCUCUAUCAAAUAUUCUGCCAUGGGUUUACAAGCUUUUGCGCCAUCAAAGCCGCCUGCAAAUAAACCCAAACCCAAUACUCGCUUUCUUCGAAAUAUCAUCAAGGACACCGACAAUCAUAACGCAGCAUUGUUAGCGAAAGAAGCUGCGGAAGCCCGAGCACGUCUGCGGAAUCUACCGAGUCAUCAACAAGAAAGCAAGAAGCCUGUAAAAGUCGGAGCAGGCGACAUUCGAAGACGUCAACUGGGAGAUAUUGCUGCUAUUCUGGGAGGACGACCGAGUAAGCGGAAACGAACCGAGGCCAGCAAGAGGGGCGAUGGCUCUAGAUAUGUGAAUACUUCCAGUGAAGACGAAGUGCCGAAAGAGAAGUCUCGCGAGAAGGGCCGACGGGACCGUGACGGUAGAGAGGAUAGGGACGAGGAGAAAGGUUCCAGAGACCAUAGAAGUCGCCAUCGCCGCCAUAGAAGCUUGUCAGAUGAGCGAGGAAGAGAUAGAAAAGAACGAAGGAAACGAGACAGAUCUAGUUCGAGAUCUCCAAGACAAUAUAGAGAAACGGACUCAAGGCGACGGGAAAGGUCACCAAGGAGAAAGCGGUCAAGUUCACCAGACGAAGACAGAGAGCGAGAAAGAUCACAUCGGUCUUACCGACACCGACGAUCUACUUCGCGGGAAAGAAGAAGGACAGAUAAAACGCCAGCAAAGUCUGAGAAGCAUCCGGUAUCCAAACCAGACUAUGAUUCAGAUCCCUUAGACGACAUCAUAGGCCCACGACCACCCGAGAUCAAGAUCCGAGGACGCGGUACAAUUUCACUCGGUUCCGGCAUCGACGACAGAUUUUCCUCUAACUAUGAUCCCACGACUGACGUACAGCUUGAUCCAGACGAGGAGAAUGACUGGGACCAAGCUUUAGAGGCGUUGAAAGACCGUCAGAAGUGGCAACAGCAAGGCGCAGAUAGACUGCGAGCUGCUGGGUUCACUGAGGAAGAAGUCAGUAAGUGGGAGAAGGGUGGCGAGAAGCGAGAGGCAGAUGUCAAGUGGGCGAAGCAGGGAGAAGGGAGAGAGUGGGACCGUGGAAAGGUUCUUGGUGAUGAUGGGAUGGUGAAAGUUGAGUCAUCGUUUGGGAGAUUGACGAGCAUGUAG